AUGGCUAACGUCAGGACGGGAAGUCUCUUCUCGUUCCCAAUGCAACCUUUAGCUUCAGGCAACUAUUUCACCACGUCUCUCGACGGAAAUGGAGGUCUUGAUGAUUUCUUAUUUCCUAAAAAAAUCGAUGGAUUAUUGCCAAAUACCACAAGAUAUAACGUGUUCGACUCUGAUGGUCAAGAUGAGGAUGAAGAAAGCAUAGAUUCCGAUGAAAAAGUCAAAAAAUUUGAACAGCAAAGAGAAAACUUAUUUAAUAAAUUCAAAUAUACAAAUAAAAAGAUUCAAACUAUUCAAAUACAGACAUCGAAGAAUAUAAUACAAGGAGAUCCAAAAGUUCACAUGAAUUCUGCAUAUACUGACCUCGUUAAACAAAUAAAUGAAUUAUCAUCACAACCAGAUACAGAAUUAAACAAAUCGAAUUUCAGCUUUUCAUCAGACUCUCAUAUGACGACCACAUCUGGCAAUGGAAAUAUACGUUCAAAGCGAAAAUCUAAACCAAUUAUUAUCGAUAAAGAAGUUGAUUUGCAAAUUAACACUUCGUGGAUACAAGCUGCAUCAAUAGAAGCAGAUGAAGAAUACUUAUCAUGGCUUAAAGAUCUUCCUGAUACCUCAAGUCAAGGAAAAUCCGGAAAAUCUGCUCUCAAGCCAUCAGAUUCAAAAGACAUAUUACUUAGAUUAGAUCCAUUAGAAGAAGCUAGAGCUAGUGCAUUUGAAAAACAGAAGAGUUUUGUUGAACCAGAAGAAACUACUCCUUCAAUCCUAGAAGAAAAACCGCACACAGACGAGAAAAUAUCUACUCCACAAAAGUCACCACAGAGAUUACCUUUGCAAAGAAUUCCAACUGCCGCUGAAUUAAAUCAAGAUUGGGGAUUCGAAGACAAGCAAAUUUGCGCAUCAAUACGCAAAUUCAUGCAAGGUAUGCAAGGCGGAGCGGGUGAGAGGAAAAGGAAUAAAUAA
Trichomonas vaginalis G3 is the source of this 957-nucleotide messenger RNA. RefSeq lists its product as uncharacterized. The record is from RefSeq and is a predicted model, not a curated record. The coding region runs from base 1 to 957 and encodes 318 amino acids. The transcript has a single exon. Lineage: Eukaryota; Parabasalia; Trichomonadida; Trichomonadidae.